AUGACAGAUUAACUAUUUGUCGGUUAAUUGUAGCAGAAAGUAGGAGAAUUGAAAACUGAGUAUGAUUUAUAAAGAAGUAUCAAAGAUAACACUAUCAAUGCUAAAAUAGUAUAUAUUAUGUUGAUGCAAUUAGCAACGUUCCAGAGAUAAGAUAUGUGAAAUUCUGAGAAGGGUUCAAAGUAAAAGACCAAAGUUAUAAACUGAAGAAAGUGAAGAAUCAUUAGAUGGCAACAUACCUGAAUUAAAAAAACCAUAUGAAAGUAAAUAUAAUGAGGAAGUCUUGUAAAGAAGACAUUAUAUAUUCUAAUUCAAAAUGUAUUUGCGUAGAAAAAGGUAUGAUUUUAUUCAAUUUACUAAAGAGAACGAUUAUAGAGAGAAUAAGAAUUCAAACUUCUUAAGUUAUUAGACUAAUAGACAGAGGCUCUUUAAAAAUGGGUCACUAAAGAUCCAAAUGAUUUAGACAUGUUUGAUUUCUUUUACACUUAAAUAGAUCCACAUCGUAAAGGAUAAGUACAUCAUCUUUAACUUAAAAACUUUAUGUAUGAGAAUCCAUUAAUAAUGACACUCUUUUAAUUUGAUAGAUAAUCACUCUAGUUGGCAUUAGAUUCUUUUCCAGUUAAGGAAAGAUUUCAUCUAAAACAAGAUGAAUUCAUAUAAUUUUUGUAGAAGUAUUAAAAGAUUAAACCAGAGAAAGGAUUUCGAGAGUAUGUUCAUUUAUUUGAUCCAAUUCAUAAAUAAGUUAAUCUUUUUGAGAAUAAUCCUCGUAUCUUAUUGUUAGAAGAUAUCUCAAAAAUAUAGGAGGCUUUUGAUACAGUAAGUGAAAAUGGGUUGGCAACAGUUGAUGAAGCUAUAAAAUCUAUUCGUUAAAAUUGUGAAUUGUUUGUAUAUGCUGUUCAUGUUGUUGUUUUUGGAUUGAAUUUACUCUUAGAAAGUGUACUAUAAUAAAUAGAGAUUGGAUAUCUGAAUAAUCCUGAUGAAUAGAUAUCAUGGAAUUAGUUUAUGUAUUUCUUUGAUAAUCUUCCAAAUGAUUAAGAUGAAGAACCAUUACCAUAAUAAUAAGAAGAAUAAAUUUCAUCUGAAUCAUCAGAUGAUUAUUUCUAUAAAAUGACUGCAAAAUAUGAGAUCCCUCCACCACCUGAAACUGAGAAAAAGAAAGUUAAGAAACAAUCAAUCCCAAGAAAACCCUUUUAAGAGAUUAAUGUGGAUAGGAUGUAAUUUACAAUACCCAAGAAAACAGGAUAGGAGAAAAGAGAUGUCAAUAAGUAGCCUAGUAUAAGGGAAAAAUGGGUUAUGGAGUAGGUUAGAUAAAAAUAAGAAGAAAUUGAAGAAGCUUAUAAAUUUAGACCAUUUAAGGCUAAGGCAAUACCAUAUAAGGUGAAGGAUAAGAAUUAUUAUAAUGAAUUGUUGGAGAGAGAAGAAAUAAGAAGAAGAGAAUUGAAGGAGAGAUGCAAAGAAAAGACUUAAUCUAUGCAGAAACCAUUUAAUUUUGAGGAUAGAAAAAGAGAAUAACCUAUUAAAUUACCUGAAGAUUAAGAGGAACCAUAUAAAUUUAGAGCUAAUCCUAUUCCUUGGUAUUGUUCAUUGAAAUUAUAUGAACGUAAUAUUUAAGAGUAGAAGAUAAAAAGUGAGAAUAGAAAGAAGAUUAGAAAGUUUUGGUUAUAAGAGAAUUCAAAAUUACCACCUCGUAUGUAGGAAUGGAUUGAAAAGAUGAAAUUAAAAGAAUAAGAGAAAUAAUAAGAAUUAUUAAUAAAAUCUUAUCAGGAAUCAUCUAGAAAAGUCAGAGCAAAAUCAAUACCAAAUUUUAAUAAAUUGCAUGAUCAAUUCUAAAAAUAAUUAGAUAAAAAGAAAAAGAAAAUAAAAACUACUAUACCUAUUGGACCUAUAUUUCAUGAAAGUAAAAAGAAAGCUUAAAGAGAUUAUUUGGAUGAGAAAUCAAUAUAAAAGGAGGAUCCAUUGAAAAAAGCUAAGAAAGCUAUUUCAACAAAACCUAAGAUCUAACCAAGAUCAACUGAUAAAUUUAAUGCUUAUGUUGAUUACAUAUUUACUAUGAAAUAAAAUUAACUUGCUCUUGAUUAAUAAAAUUAAGAGGAAUAAAAUUAAAGAGAGGAUAAAAAAUAACUAUUUAGACCAAGAGUACAUUAAUCUUGGGCUAUUCAAGAUCAUAAUUAAGUUUAAUAUGAAAGAUAAUAAUAAAAGUUUAUUGAACAAUAUUAAAAGAGGAGACAAGAAGAGGAAGAUUUCAAUAAUAUGAUGAAAGAAAUCUUUGUUAGAGUUUAUUAGAGACCUUUAUUGAUGGAAGUAGAAGCAGCUAAAAGUUAAUAAUAACCUUAAGAAGAAUAAGAAUAAUAAGAGUAAUUUGAUUAUAUGAAUCCUAUUGGUGAAUAGGAUGUAGAAGAAUCAGAAAGAAUAUCUUAAUAAGAUCCAGAAGGUGUAGAUUAAGUAGGAGAAUAAGCAGAAUAAUCUUUGAGAGAAUAUGAUGGAUAGGAAAUAGAUGGAGAAUAUGAUGAUUAAAUUGAUAUUGAUAAUUUAGAUCCUAAGUUACUUGAAAAACUAUAGAAAGAUGCAAUAGGUAUAUAAGUAUAUUUAUAUUAUAGCUAAAUAAUAUGGAUUGACAGAAGAAUAGAUGGAAUAAAUAGAAUAAAUGGGAGGAUUUGAAGCUGUUUAAAAUAUGGGUUAUGAAGAAGAUGAUGAUGAUGAUGAUUAAGAGUAAGAUGAUCAAGAAGAAUUAUAAAAUCCUCAUUAUAAACGCCAUUCAUUUUGA
This is a messenger RNA of Paramecium pentaurelia, 2761 nucleotides long. The record is from the annotation of a GenBank genome assembly. Lineage: Eukaryota; Ciliophora; Oligohymenophorea; Peniculida; Parameciidae.